AGGAGUUAAAUAUAAAGAGGCAAUUGUCCUCUUCGUUUUUCAAUUGAAACGAGGAUAGAAUGCGAAAGUAUACGUUAUAGUCUUCAUAGUCUUCGCUUCUAUGGCUUGCAAUUUAUGCUGCUGCUUGUGCGCCGGCCGAGGUAGGAUUAAGAAGCCAAAAGGAUCCGACGUAGAAAUAGGUACAAAGAAGAAGAGCGCCACCAGCUACGGCGGCACAAAAGACGGGAAUAUGAUUGUUUUGGCCGGGGCUGGUGCUGCAGUAGCUGCCACUGCCGCGGCUGCAGCUGUGGCAAGUAGCAGUAAAGAUAAACGGAAGGGUAAUAGCAAUAUUAGUGGUGGUUGUGGAGCGGCAGUUGGAGGUGGUGGUACGGAUAAUUUUAGUGCGAACCAAGGUUGUUGUUGUGGUGGCGGUGGUGUCAACGGCGGUGGUUGUGGCGGCGGUUGUGGCGGUGGUUGUGGUGGAUGUGGAGGUUAGUGUUGAUUUGGACACUACCGGCUACGUUGGCUUUUUCCUCGACUUGUUGUUUUAAAUUUAAAUAUUUGUAUGUUGUUUCGAAGUGGGAAUGGACUUCCGAAAGGUGUGUGAAUGAAAUUAUGAAUGAUUGCAUUUAAAAAAAAAAAUGAUUGCAUGUAC
This is a messenger RNA of Nicotiana attenuata, 634 nucleotides long. RefSeq names its product keratin-associated protein 5-4-like. The coding region runs from base 101 to 475 and encodes 124 amino acids. NCBI's taxonomy places the organism in Eukaryota, Viridiplantae, Streptophyta, Magnoliopsida, Solanales, Solanaceae. The transcript has a single exon. The record is from RefSeq and is a predicted model, not a curated record.